Molecule: messenger RNA, 288 nt
Organism: Blepharisma stoltei
Lineage: Eukaryota; Ciliophora; Heterotrichea; Heterotrichida; Blepharismidae
Source: the annotation of a GenBank genome assembly
AUGCUAAAGAUAAGCUUAAAAAAUAAAUUAUGAGUUAAUAUUAUGGGGAAUUGUUGCAGGCAACAGGUAGAAGUAAUCAAUAUUUAGAUUGAGCCACCAGAGUGCAAUUCCAACAAAGCUCCUAAGCGAAAUGUUUCUAAUUUUACUUUUGCGAAAUCACGGUAUUCUUCAGAGUCAACUUUAAAGUUGCCACCUACUUUUUCAGACCCUGUACUUUUUACAGCCGAGCCGAAUGACAAUUCUCGUGAGAUUUUUGAUCAAAUUCAAGAAAUCCCUGAUGAAGAUUAA